Messenger RNA from Sorex araneus (European shrew), 2695 nucleotides. RefSeq names its product complement C5-like. The transcript has 21 exons. Gene Ontology annotation, cellular component: extracellular region. Gene Ontology annotation, molecular function: endopeptidase inhibitor activity. Lineage: Eukaryota; Metazoa; Chordata; Mammalia; Eulipotyphla; Soricidae. Bases 1 to 2523 code for a protein of 840 amino acids. The record is from RefSeq and is a predicted model, not a curated record.
AUGAGUAGAGAUACCAUACAAGCACAAUUUGAUGCUAUUCCAGCCAUGGAUAUCUUAAGCAUAAUAUGUAUAUUUUUCUACUUGGGAAGAAGUUGGGGACAGGAGCAAACGUAUGUUGUCUUCGCACCUAAAGCUUUCUGUGUUGAUGCCUCUGAGAAAGUAGUGAUUCAAGCUCAUGGAUAUACAGAACCAUUUGCUGUGUCUGUUGCUAUUAAAAGUUAUCCUGACAAAAAUUCCAUAUAUUCCCUUGGGCAAGUUAAUUUAUCUCCAGAAAAUAAAUUUCAAGGCUCUGCAAGCUUAAUCAUAAAACGAAAAGAUUUGCCUGGAGAACCAAAUGCAAUUUCAUAUGUGUAUUUAGAAGUAAUAUGUGCUCAUUUUUCAAAAACAAUAACAAUUCCACUACGUUAUGACAAUGGAUUCAUCUUUAUUGAGACAGAUAAAUCUAUUUACUCUUCAGAUGAAACAUCAGUAAAAGUUAGAGCUUAUACAUUUGACGAAAACCUAAAACCAGCUCAAAGAGAAGUUAUCUUAACUUUUAUAGACCCUGAAGGGAAAGAAACUGAAAUGGUUGGAAGUACUACAAAUCCUGGAAUUGUAACUUUCCGCAAUUUCUACAUGCCAUUCUUUCCUAAGCUUGGUUUAUGGACAAUUAAUGCUAAGUACAGAGAGGACUUCACAACAACAGGAACUACACAAUUUGAGUUUAAGAAAAAGGAAAGACAAAGUUAUGUCUUAAUAGAACCAGAAAACAAUGUUAUCAGCUAUAAAGAUCUAGAGGACUUCAAGAUUAAUAUAAAAGUUAGUGGGAAUAUUCCUGAGGGGGAUGUUUUUGUCUUUUUUGCAAUAAAAGAAGAUUUACAUGAUGACGAAAAAGAAAUGUUGCUUGCAGAAAUACAAACGACAAAGCUGGUUGAUGGUGUUGCACAAAUCAGUUUUAAUACUACAGAGGAAAUUAAAAAAUUAAAUAUAAGUCCAGAAGAUUUAAAUAACAAGUACCUUAAUAUUUUUGUGGACGUAAGUGCAGAGUGGGAUCCAAGGAACAUGGAGAUGUUACAUUGUGCGUACCAUAUUUUCAGAGUAGUGCAUAUUAUUCUAACAGGUGAAUUCCAUGAAAGCAAAAUAACUGAUAUCAAAUACAGCAUCUCACCCUACACUCUGGAUUUGGUUGCCACUCCUCUUUUCCUGAAGCCUGGAAAUCCAUUUCCCAUCAAGGUACAGGUGAAUGCUCCUGGCCACGUUACAGGAGGGGUUGCAGUAAUACUGGAAGGAAUAUUUGAUAAAACCCUGAAUCUGGGAACAAUGGAAAGUACCACAAAUUCUGAUGGAGUAGCCUCAUUUAUCAUAAACAUUCCCUCUGAUGUGGCAACACUGGAUUUUCAUGUCAGAACUGCUAUCCCAGACCUUCCAGCCAAAUACCAAGCCAGCAAGGACUAUGAAGUGGUGGCUUACUCGUCCCACAGUCACAGUUUCCUUUCACUCAGCUGGCCAGACAGUUACAAGACUUUGUUUGUGGGGAAAACUCUAAACAUAACCGUCACCCCUGAAAGUCCUUACGUUGACAGUAUUACACACUACAACUACCUGGUUUCUUCUAAGGGAAAAGUUGUGCACUUCGGAACAGUGAAGAAACUCCCAGACAAAUCCUCCCAACUUUUGAAACUUCCUCUGACUCGUUACAUGGUUCCUACAGCCUGUCUCCUGGUCUAUUACUUUGUCACAGGAGAUCAGACAACAGAAUUAGUGUCUGACUCAGUCUGCCUAAAGAUUCAAAAAAAAUGUGGCAAUCAGCUUCAGAUACAUCUGUCUCCAAAUAAAGAUGUAUAUUCACCAGGUGAAAGUCUUUCUCUGACUGUUGAAACUCAGUCAGAAUCAUGGGUAGCAUUAUCGUUAGUGGAUGUUGCUACAUAUAACUCUGAAGAAAGAAGCAAAAGUUUCGUGGAAAGAAUACUUCAGUCUUCACACAAACCCGGCCAGGAGUGCGGGGCAGGCGGUGGCAGGAAUAAUACCGAGGUGCUCUGCUCCACGGGACUCACUGUCCUUAGCAACGUGGACACAGGCUGCUCCCAACAAGAUGGUGGAUCAUUUAAGAAAGUGCUCAGAUCAAAAAGAGACUUGAAACAGAGGAUUGAUAAGAUAGCAUCCGAAUACAAACACCCGGUGCUUCAGAAAUGUUGUUAUGAUGGGGCCUACCAAUCUGAGGAGAGCUGCGUGAAAAGAGCUGCACGAAUUAAGAUUGGACCCAAUUGUUCCAGGGCUUUCUCUCGUUGUUGUGAAGAGGCAAAUAUUCGGCGGUUCCAGAAUCCUCAUAUGGACUCAGGAAUGCUACAUCAUCCCGGUGGCCCUACACUACCGAGGCUUCCUGAACAGCGUUUAUGGAAUGUUUAUCAUGUUCCUAAAAGUUCUACAGUGGAUUUGACAUCACCUUGGUCUCUAACUUCCUGGGAAAUUCAUGGUGUUGGUGUUUCAAAUAAUGGUCUGUGUGUUGCUGAUGUGCUGCAGGGACGAGUGAGUCAGGAACAAUAAUGUCACAGAGCCACCUGAGUGGGACUCCAGAACUUAAGUAGCUUUUGCAGCCCUUACCUUAGAGAGAAUGGCGAAAGCUCCAGCAACCAUUUUGACCACAACAUAAUUCUGAAGAUGGAACAUCGAUCCAGCAUGGAAGAAUCAAAAGAUAAUAGCCCCUUCUAAUCCCUGA